Phasianus colchicus (ring-necked pheasant) is the source of this 1600-nucleotide messenger RNA. RefSeq names its product neuregulin 4 (gene NRG4). Gene Ontology annotation, biological process: positive regulation of mitotic nuclear division; epidermal growth factor receptor signaling pathway; positive regulation of cell population proliferation. The record is from RefSeq and is a predicted model, not a curated record. Gene Ontology annotation, molecular function: growth factor activity; epidermal growth factor receptor binding. NCBI's taxonomy places the organism in Eukaryota, Metazoa, Chordata, Aves, Galliformes, Phasianidae.
CUGCUGCUGCCCGCCGCACCGCGUAGCUCCGCUCCGGCGGGGGCUCGGCGCGCGCCUCGCGCGUGAGCGGCACCGCGAGGGGAGAGCGGAGGGGAACGCCGCGCGCGCGCUCAGCCGCCCUUCCUCCCGGGUCGCCUUGGAAACGGCGCGCGGCGCGAAGAGGGGGAGGAGGAGGAGGAGGUUUAAAGGGGGCGCGCGCGCGUGUGCUCGCCCCGCGUCACGUGGGCGCCGCCGAACCAAUGGGCGACGGCGGACGGCGGGCGCCGUAGUACUACGGCCCGGGGAAGGCGAGGCGCGAGAGCGCGGGGCGGGGCGGCGGCGGCGUCCUCCCCUCAGGGGCGGCGGCCCCGCCCCCUCCGCUGGGUCCCCGCAGGGCGGGAGGCGCCGCGCGGUCGCUGUCCGCGGGCAGACAGCGGCAUUACAUAACCGCGUACGGAGAGCGGCCGCGGUUACGCGAUGCAGAUGAGCGGCGGCGUCGAUUCGGCAGAUCGCCCUGCGCGCGUGUGAGGGGCAGCGCGGCCGUGCGGUAAGCGGGGCUGCGCACAGCGAGCUGCGGGCCACAACCGCGGGAUGCGUCCCAGAGCGCUGCCUUACCUCCGCCUCACGUUCCUACGGCUCCUCCGUGUCCUCGCGAGGAGGUUUUGGACCGUGAGCUUGGCUGCAAACGUGCCGUCACGUAUCUCGAGGCGUUCCUUACCGAGAUCCUCGUUUGCUGCUGGGUUUUCUUCUGGUGCCUCACCGCUGUGCUGACAUCAGUUGCAGCCCUCGUGUAAUAAGGGUGCCGUUUUAGAAGAAUAGCUUCUGCCCAAGAAUUAGAAUUGUUGGAAUAAUAUGCGAACAGAUCAUGAAGAACUCUGUGGCACCAGUUAUGGAUCUUUUUGUCUAAAUGGAGGCAUUUGCUAUAUGAUUCCUACUAUACCCAGUCCAUUCUGCAGGUGUAUUGAGAAUUACACAGGAGCACGCUGUGAAGAAGUUUUGCUGCCCAGCAUCAAGUCUCAAACAAAAGGUGACCUGUUUGCAGUUCUCUUGGCUUCACUUCUCCUUCUCGGAGUUCUUUUAAUUGGAACAUUCUACUUCCUUUGCAGGAAAGCCACCAUUGCAAGGACAGGUUCGUCAGAGUGUGGUGCCCACCUGGUUGAGACUACAAGCAGCAAUGGCUGCAACAGGUUAUGUUACUCGAGCAAAGAGAAGUCAAGUGACAUGGUCUGCCUCUCUUUCUCCCCUGAUGACACAAAGAGAAUGGCUGGGUACUGAGAAGCAUAGAAAACAUGAAUUGAACAGUCCUACUUUCAUCUCAUUUCUACCACUGGAGGUUGUGACUAGGAAAAACAAUAUGUAUUUAUACAGCAGCACAUCACCUAGCAGCUCACUACGUGGGAUCUAUCAUGUUGUACUGAAGAAAAAGCUUGAGAAAAUUUCAGGAAGUGAAAGAGAAGAAAAUGCAGAACGCAGAUUUCUCAUCUCUGAAAUAAGGGAAAAAAAGAUGUGUAAAAGCGAAGGUGGAAAGGAAAAUGUGAAUAAGAGCCAGUUCCUGGGGCGUGUACUACAUGCUCUGGCAUCAGAAAAGAUAGUGUGUAUUUUACACACAUGUCGAUGCAAA